AUGUUGAGAUCUCUUUAUAUUAUGUUUUUUUCUCUAUGGACAUCUAAUGGUUUACAAUCGCCUUUGUAUGAUACAGAUCCAUUUGGAUUUGACUGCUUGCAUUAUUUUUCAUCAAAAUCAUCCUUUUCUGGAAUAGUCAAAUAUUGUAUUCGUCCAAAUAACGACAAGAAUUUGACAAAAGUAAUUCAUUUUAUUAAUAUAUCUGAUGAAUAUUUUACUUUUAAUGAAUUAUAUCAUCGAAAUAUUACCUCAGAUGAAAUUCUUCGAUGGUCGUCAUCGAUUGAUGUUGCUGAACAAUAUCAAUAUUAUCUCGAUCAACCAUUUCAAUCUAAUUUAUCGGAUCAAAUUUUUCUUAAUUGUACAUCUCCAUGGCGUGGAUCUCGAUGUCAAUACGCAUUAAAAUUAAAUGAAGAUGAAUUCGUUCGAAAUUCUUUUGAAAUGACUUCGACAGAUAAUAUAUUUCAACAAACCUGUUACAUUCAUUUAAAAUGUGACCGUGGUGGUCCAUUGAUUUGUCUCGACUGGCGUGAGAUAUGCAACGGUCGAAUCGAUUGUCUAAAUGAUGGUAUUGAUGAAACUGGAUGUUUCAAUUUAGAAAUGAAUGAAUGUAAUGAGAAUGAGUAUCGAUGUCAUAAUGGAUUAUGUAUUCCAAAAAAAUUUCUAAAAAUGGAAUUUGCAGACGCACAAUGUCUUGACGGAUCGGAUGAAAUUGUUAAGAACAAUCAUCUUCUGGAAGCUAAUUAUCGACCACAUCUAUUCGAAUGUCAAGAAUAUGUAUGUGGACCUGACGAAGGUCAAUUUACGUGUGGUGAUGGACAAUGUGUAGAAGAUUUUGGUCAGUGUCAAAAUAAUCGGCAUUUAGCAUUGACUCAAUCAAUUAGUGUUCAAGGAAAUUUAUCCUAUUCAUGUUGGAUAGUUAUGCUUUGUCUUAGCAAAAUCAUGACUAAAAUCGGAAAUAUAACAUGUGAUCAGUUCAUACAAUCUUCUAAAAUUAUUGAAGAAUUUAAAAAUUGUACGUUUCCUCUUGAAUUUCCCGUUAUUCCUGUACUCUUUGGUCAUGUACGAUUUUUAUAUGAUCGAAAAGAAAUUGACAAUAUUAAUACAACAUUAGCCCUUAAACCUGAUUAUGUUUGUUAUGAUGAGCAAUUAUGUGAUUUUCUCACACCUACAUUUCGUCAUAAAAACUUCACUUGUCGAUACGGGAAUCAAACAGGCCUUGACCUGAAUGUCGAAUUAACUACAUGGAAAUCUAUCAUCGACUCAGUCAAACCAUACUUUAUUGGUUGUAUCAAUCAACGUUAUCAGAACAUCAGUUCCCAUUAUUCAUCAUUAUAUCAUUGUAAGAAUUCGUCAAAAUAUAUCUCUAAAUAUCGAAUCGUGGAUGGUAUACCAGAUUGUUUUUUAAAAGAUGAUGAACAAGUAUUUGAAUUGAGUUGUUUAUUAAAUCAAACACUUCGAUUUCAAUGUCCAAAUGAGAAACAAUGUCGUUCACUUUUAAUGUCACCAAAUAUCUGCUCUCGUCCAAUAGAAAUAAGUUAUGACGAAAUUUUAUUUUAUCAAAUAUGUGAUCGUAUCACGGAUUUGCCUUUGAUAUUGAUUAAUGGACGAAAUCAUUCAGAUGAGACUGAUUGUGAAGAUUGGCAAUGCAAUAAUAUCUAUACACGAUGUGAUGGUUUUCGAAAUUGUUUUGAUGGAGAGGAUGAAGAACAUUGUGUGGAACCAACCACAUUAAGUCAUUUCUUGUUCUGCACUUCACCGCAGAAUUAUACACAGAUGUGUUUACCACUCAGCCAAGUUAUUGAUGACACCGUCGUUUGCUUUGGAACAUCAUUCGAUGAAUUUCAAUACUUUCAAACGAAUAAAUUUCUUUGCUCGAAUCACACGAAAUGUGUAGAUGAUGAUCAAAAUCCUUGCAAUAAAAACCAAGAUUGUAUAGAGUAUGAUAACUAUCAGUUGUGUGUUGACCGUCUACAAUUAUGCAAUGGCUAUGCUCUAGAUAAUCUUAGUGAUAUGCGAGACAUUUCAUGCCGAAUUAUUAAUAUAGAUGAUAAGUAUUUUUUAUUAGAUACUGCAUUAGUUUAUCCAACCUCACAAACUAGUCCAACUUAUUCUAUGAAAAACCAGAUCACGGACGAAAAGACAGAACUGCCGAUUAGAAAUAUCAUACAGCCAGAUGUUUGUAAUUAUGGUUUACAUAUGUAUCAUCGACUUGGAAUCGGCAAUUACAGUAGUCUCUGUUUUUGUCCACCAAACUAUUAUGGUGAUCAAUGUCAGUAUCAAAAUCAACGUGUUAGUUUAACUCUCGUAUUGGCAACAGUUCAUCAACCGAUUGUCUAUGCUAUUAUUGUUACCUUAAUCGAAGAUGAUAACGACAGACAAGAAAUUCAUUCGUACCAUCAAUUUACUUAUGAAUCAAAAACAUUUUGUGGUCAAACUGUAGAUGUUUAUCUAUUAUAUACAACACGAGACAAGAAUAAUUCAAAAAACUAUAGCAUUCGUAUUGACACCUUUGACAAGAGUUCAAUGACGCAUCUAUUAAGUUGGCAUUUAACGAUUCCAUUUAUUUUUUUACCAGUUAAUCGAUUGAGUGCUUUUUUGACUAUUCCAAUUUCUCGAUCAUUCAAUUUUAAUCAUUGUAAUCUGCAAUGUUAUAAUGGUAUUUGCAUGAAAUAUCAUAAUGAAGAACGAUACUUCUGUCAAUGUGAUUCAGGUUGGUCCGGUGCACAAUGUCAUAUUCCAAUCGAUUGUAGUAUGUGCGCACCAAAUUCAAUCUGUAUUGGUUCGAUUCAGAAUCGGUCAAUAUGUGUUUGUCCUCAAGAUAAGUUCGGUUCAUUUUGUCGUCUUAAACUAAGGUGUCCAGUAGGAUUCUGCGAAAAUAAUGGCCGCUGUGUCGUAAUCGAUGAGAGAAUGAUUGAUGAAAGUUAUGUAUGCUUUUGUUCAGAACAAUUUCAUGGACCAAGAUGCGAAAACGUCAAUCAUAGAAUAGAGAUUUCUCUUAAGAAUAUUGACAUUCCAUCACACUUACUUGUCUAUAUCUACAAUCAGAUUAGUUUUGAACAAUCAAUACCAACAUCUAUUAUACUCAAAAAAAUGACUAUGUUUCAGAAUCAUGUUAUUUUAUACUCUCAACGUAUGUUCAAAAUGAUUCUUGUCAAAAUUGAUACUCGUUUUUAUUUAGCUGUACUUCAAAAAGACGAACGAUCUAACAUAACAACAUCGAUUAGUCUUGCACAACGAUGUGCUUCCGUUGAUGAAGUUUUGAAUACUAAAUUAGUUUCGUUGCCACGAAUUCAACGAUUGAAAAGUUAUCAUAUUCCAUGUCAACGUGAUUUUAAUUUGCAAUGCUUUGUGGAUGAAUUUUACAUGUGUCUAUGCACAGAAGAACAUCAUAGUAAUUGUUUUCCAUUAGAUCAUCAAUCGAGUUUUAUCUGUGAAGAUAAUGUUUAUUGUGAAAAUGGUGGAACAUGUUUACAAGAUCGACCUAUAUGUUUUUAUAGUAUUCUAUGUAUAUGCAGCGAUUGUUUCUUUGGUGAUCGAUGUCAGUUUUAUGCUAAGGGUAUUGGAUUAACAUUAGAUGAUUUAUUACGAUAUGAAAUUCGACCUAAUAGUACAUUAAAUGAUCAAUCAUUGGUAGUUAAAUUAAGUGCAACAUUUGUCAUGAUUAUUUUUCUCAUUGGUUUAAUCAAUGGUUUUCUUAGUUAUUUAGUUUUCCUUAAUCGUGAUUCUCGUAAAGUAGGAUCUGGAAUUUAUCUUCGAUUAUCAUCAAUUAUUUCUAUUCUGAUUGUUAUUAUGUUAACUAUAAAGUUCUGGUUUGUAUUAGAUACGUAUAUGAAUCCAUUGAUCAACCGUAAUAUUCUUCGAGUUGGAUGUUUAGUAUUUGAACCUUUACUUCGUCUUUUCUUAAAUAUGAGUAAUUGGCUUAACACUUGUGUGGCUAUAGAAAGAGCAAUAUCAGUCUUGCAAGGAAUCAAUUUUAACAAACAAAGAAGUAAAUGUAUUGCACGAUGGAUACUUUUCCUCUUACCAUUUAUUAUUUUGGGUUCAAUGAGUUAUGAACUCAUUUAUCGUGAUUUAUAUGAUGAUCAUGAAGAACAACGUGUUUGGUGUAUACUUCAGUAUUCUCAAUCAGUUGAAAAAUAUACUACAAUUAUUCAAUAUUUCCAUUUUGUUGCUCCUUGUGCAAUAAAUUUAUUCUCAGCUGUUUAUAUUAUUAUAAACAUUGCGCGACAACGAACGACCACUCGAACUAAAUUUAAUUAUAGACAACAACUAGUUAAUCAAAUCAAUGAACACAAACAACUUAUUAUUAGUUCGAUUUUAUUAGCUGUUUUACUGUUUCCUCGUUUUCUUAUUUCAUUAUUAUCAACAUGUGUUAAAGCAUCACGCAAUCCUUGGUUAUAUCUUUGUGGAUAUUUCAUAUCCUUCAUUCCAUCAUCUUUCAUCUUUGUUAUAUUUGUUCUACCAUCGAGUUUUUACAAAAGACAAUUUAAACAAUCGAUUAUCACUUUACGACAACGAUUUAUGAGAAUGAUAAGACAAUGA
Adineta steineri is the source of this 4542-nucleotide messenger RNA. The record is from the annotation of a GenBank genome assembly. NCBI's taxonomy places the organism in Eukaryota, Metazoa, Rotifera, Eurotatoria, Adinetida, Adinetidae.